AUGGUUGCAUUACCUGCAAAUACUAAUGUCGAUCAUGGAACAGAAUCCGCCGGGUCAAAUGCGACGAAGAAAAGCCUAUAUGCGAUAAAUGUUCGUCGACUGGCAGGACCUGUGAAUAUCCGGGCUCUAGGAUUCCAAGCCCCAGACCAGGGGUCGGAACGAAAGACUUGCGUAUCGUACAACAUGUCCCACAUAUUCAGCGACCGAUUCGCAUGUGGCAAGUCUCUCAAUCUACAGACUUAG
Molecule: messenger RNA, 243 nt
Organism: Penicillium angulare
Lineage: Eukaryota; Fungi; Ascomycota; Eurotiomycetes; Eurotiales; Aspergillaceae
Exons: 2
Coding region: 1-243 (80 amino acids)
Source: RefSeq, a predicted model, not a curated record